UCUUCUCCACCAACCAUAUCAUAUUUAUAUAAUUUAUCAGUUAAUAAUGUCAAAAUUUAUCGAGUUAACUUGUUGGUUUUUCAUACUAGCGAUAUUUGUUAAUGAAAGGUUAGUUGAAGGAAAGACGACUACGGAAGCGGUGAACAAAGCGAUAAUCAAAACCAUUAAGGUUGAAAAUGCUGAGAUUAUUGAUUGUUAUGAUAUUUAUAGACAACCUAGUCUUAAUCAUCCUUUGCUUUGUAAUCAUACAAUACAGAUGAAACCAAGUUCGUACCAAAGAAGGACAAAAUCAAAUAAUUUGGGGACACUUCAGCUUAUCCAAACUUGGCAUAAGUAUGGAUCAUGUCCCGAGGGAACUAUCCCUAUUCUAAGGAAAGGAAAAAAUUACAAUCACACACUCUUACGUAAACAUCAUUAUCCAAGAUUAUCACCAUAUGAAACUCAUGUUAUGUCACGAUCAAACGACACUACAAACGGCAAUAUGGUCCAUGAGUACAGUAUAAUUGGUGUGCACGGUAAUUUUCUAGGAGCACAAGCAAAAAUAAAUCUUUGGAAACCAUUUACUAAAACAGAAGAAAUGAGUAUUUCCCAAAUUUGGGUUACAGCCGGUGAUUACAAAGAUUAUAAUACUAUUGAAGUCGGAUGGCAAGUGUACCAAGGCCUAUAUGGUGACGACCAGACUAGAUUUUUCAUAUACUGGACAACGGAUGGAUACAUGAGCACGGGUUGCUACAACCUCUUUUGUGACGGUUUUGUGCACACUUCGUCAAAUAUUUCACUUGGUUGCAAUUUCACUGAGGUGUCCACUUUCAACGGUGACCAAAAAGAUGCCACAUUUAGUAUUCAGAAGGACCAAAGUAGCGGAAACUGGUGGAUACAAUUACAAGGCAUUCCAAUCGGUUAUUAUCCAAGUUCUCUUUUCACGAAAUUAUCUAAGAUAUCAACAUCGGUAAAAUGGGGUGGAGAAAUCAUUAAUGGGAAAACAAAUGGACGACACACUUCGACUCAAAUGGGUAAUGGUCAUUUCCCUUCGGAAGGUGGUUUGAAGACGUCGAGUUAUUUUAACUGGGUAAAAGUAUUUGAUGAAAAUAACAUGAUUAAGGAUCCUGAAAACGUUGGGAAAAAAAUUACGAAUCCAAACUGCUACGAUUUGAAAAUAGACGAUGAACAUUAUGGCACAAAUGGCUAUGGUUUUUACUAUGGAGGUCCAGGUUAUAAUGAUAAAUGUAAAUGAUUACAUAUAUAUAUAUAUGGCCAGAAAAUAAUUUAUUUCAUUUUUUAUAGAAAAUUUCGUAUCUAGAAUGGUCAAACGGUCUACCAACACCUUAUC
Messenger RNA from Papaver somniferum (opium poppy), 1330 nucleotides. RefSeq lists its product as uncharacterized. The coding region runs from base 47 to 1234 and encodes 395 amino acids. The transcript has 7 exons. The record is from RefSeq and is a predicted model, not a curated record. Lineage: Eukaryota; Viridiplantae; Streptophyta; Magnoliopsida; Ranunculales; Papaveraceae.